GCCGCCGGGCAGGAGCUCCGAGGCUGGGCGGCUCCGCUCCGCCGCCGCCGCCGCCGCCGCCGCCAGCGCACCGCGCCAGACCUGACAGGCCGGCCCGAGUGGAGCAGCCGAGAGAGGGACGCGGGCAGCCAUGGCCGAGGCGGCGCCCGCCCGGGCUCCAGAGAGGGAGAAGCAAACAGGGGACGGAAAGCCUUCAACACCUCCAUCGCCCCAGCCGGCUGCUGAGAAGAACUCAUACCUCUACUCCACGGAGAUCACACUGUGGACGGUGGUAGCUGCCAUCCAGGCCUUGGAGAAGAAAGUGGAUUCCUGUCUCGCCCGCUUGCUGACCCUGGAGGGGCGGACGGGGACAGCCGAGAAGAAGCUGGCUGACUGUGAGAAGACGGCCGUGGAGUUCGGGAACCACAUGGAGGGCAAGUGGGCCGUGCUGGGGACCCUGCUUCAGGAGUACGGGCUGCUGCAGAGGCGGCUGGAGAACAUGGAGAACCUUCUGAGAAACAGGAACUUCUGGAUCCUGCGGCUGCCCCCAGGCAGCAAGGGGGAGGUCCCCAAGGUGCCCGUGACCUUUGAUGACGUAGCCGUGUAUUUUUCCGAGCUGGAGUGGGGCAAGCUGGACGAGUGGCAGAAGGAGCUCUACAAGCACGUGAUGAGAGGCAACUAUGAGAUGCUGGUCUCUCUGGAUUAUGCCAUCUCCAAACCAGACAUCCUCACCCGCAUGGAGAGGGGAGAGGAGCCUUGUCCCGAAGGUGUGUGGUGCCAGGAGGAGGGGAAAGAGAGGGAGGCAGCAUGCCCGAGGAGGCUGGGCGCUGAGCUCAUUACCAGCCCAGUGAGCCCUGACCGGAAGGAGCCAAAAGAAAGGCAGGCCCCUGAGAACCAGCAAGCCUCCGGAGAAGGAGUCCCUACGCCUGGAACGAGCACGGGGCCCCCAGCCAGCACCAGCGUUUUGUCCUCAGUUAAACAAGAGGAAGAAUCUUCGGAUGGAGAGUCACCAACCUCCCCUCCCAGGGACGUCCAGCCCGGCAUGGGGCCAGCUGAGGCCACCAGAGUGGUGGGGGAGGUCAGAGAAGAGAGUGGUGGCGGACAGACUGCAGAGAAGACCAGAGGUGCUGGUGGAGAUGUGGUCAUCAAGACAGAAGCACAGUCUGAGGAGGAGAUGAUGCCGGAUCAGCUUUUCCUGGGGGUGUCCCCCAGCCAGACGGAGAGCAGAAUCCCCAAGGCGCCCAAGGGCAGGACUGGGGGUCCCCGCCGGCUUCAUGCCCAGGGAGUGCCGAGGGUGCGGGCGGGGGACCCGCGGCAGGCUGGAGCGGGGGGAGAGCCGCCCCGCAUCCUCCCGCGCCGGAGACAGCGGACCUUCCCCUGCCCCGACUGCGGGCAGAGCUUCCGCCUGAAGAUCAACCUGACCAUUCACCAGCGCACCCACGUGGAGGACGAGCGCAGGGAGGACCGGGGCAGCUCGGCCUCGGGUGGGGGGAGGCCCCACUCCACGCUGGAGCCUGGGGAGGUGGUGGUACCCGGCCCUGUCAUCCGCUGGCUCCCCGAGGAGCCCGAGGGCCACCGCUCCCUGGCAGGCCGUCCCUUUGUGGGGCGGAGGCCGGCGGCCACCAAGGUGUACCACUGCAGCGAGUGCCUGCGCUUCUUCCAGGAGCGCAAGAGCCUGCUGCUGCACCAGCGCAUGCACACGGGCAACAGUCAGGGCUGGCCGGCCUGUCCCUACUGCGGCAAGGCCUUCCGCCGGCCCUCCGACCUCUUCCGGCACCAACGCAUCCACACUGGCGAGCGGCCCUACCAGUGCCCCCAGUGCGGCCGGGCCUUCAACCGGAACCAUCACCUGGCGAUCCACAUGCAGACUCACACCCGGGGCCAGGCGGGCCCGCACUUUGCUGCUUCCUCUGCCCGCCCGGGGAGCCCAUCCAGACCCCGGCCCAGACACACGGAGGAGGGCUGACCUGGCAGGAGCCUGCAGGGCCACGUGGGCAGGACCUUCUCUCCAUCUGCGGCCUUUCUCCUUGUGCCUGACGCCAUUCCUCGUUCUGGGAUGGCUUUGGAAAGAUUUGUGGGUUUUCUUUCUUUUUUCCAUUCAAAUGGGAAGCAGCAGCCUUUUUGGGGACAGCGUAUGAUGAGGGUGACAGAUGCCUCAAGUUCUUUUCCUAAGUUUGUUCCUCUUUACUACCUUUGCUACAUUCCUUACUUACAAAGGGCCCCUUAAGGAUUAGGGGAUGCCAAGUUUUUGGUGGGGCACUUUGGCGGGUGCCAUGGACUGACAAGCAGACCAGAGACUGUGGGUCUUCCAGUAGGGCUCAAGGAAACAUUGGGGUCCUGGGGUUUUUGUUUUGUACCCAGAGGUCUGGUGCCUGCUGCAACAUGAGAAGCAGCAGAGUGGACCGACAGCCUGAAGAACAGGCACUGGAAAUUUGAGUUUUCUACUUUGCUAUUUUAAAACUUUUAUUUUUUCCUCUUUAUGGAACUUUUCUAGUGUGUUUGUAAGUGUUGUGUGUGGUUGCAAAGGGGCCAACAGCUCCUGAGGGUCAGGAAUUAUUCUGCCACGUGCUUGUGUGGGGGGACAGCAGAGGGGCUGUCCAGCCCUACCUGGGUGUUGACGGGGGUGCCUUGGCUGCUGCCCUGGAAACGAGGCGUCUUCCCAGGUGUACGCCUUGGCCCGGAGUGACUCGCAGCAUUCCUGGUCCCCCCUGCAGUGGGUAUUCACGUCCAUGAUUGACUUUAUCAUUGGAGACGGGGAAACUGAAGCCCAGAGCGGAUGACAUGUCCCCCAAAGCCUCAGUGUUCACGGGUGUGCGUGCUCCAUGGACUGGACCCCAUAUGUCACUGCAGGGGGGCGGCCUCAGGAAGCUCCUGAGAGGAAGACCGUGGUCUGGGUGCGGCUGGUCAGCCACCCUGGACACUGGGGUGGCCGGGCCUGAUUUGACCUGUUAAAGGAAGGGGCUGUCUCCAUGAACUUGGGGCUCUGGCAGAGUUAGGCCAAAAAAUCUGGGUAAGUUUUUUAACCACCUCCAGCCUCACU
Messenger RNA from Rhinolophus ferrumequinum (greater horseshoe bat), 3019 nucleotides. It is a transcript of the gene ZNF783, whose product is annotated as zinc finger protein 783. The record is from RefSeq and is a predicted model, not a curated record. Gene Ontology annotation, biological process: regulation of DNA-templated transcription. Lineage: Eukaryota; Metazoa; Chordata; Mammalia; Chiroptera; Rhinolophidae.